UCCUUUCACUCGCCAUCAUCCCUGCUUUGACCCAUGAGUAAAUCUGUCAUAGGCAGCCCUUUGUGACAACAUUAGUGGCACAAGUGGAAGUCCAAUAUUAGAUAAAGUUUUGCUCACUGUAGGGUAAGAUUCACCCCCGGACAGAUGGCCAUCACAAAGGCCCAUGCUCCACUUAGGUCCCUGCUAAGUUCCAGUUUGAAAGUUUAGUGGGACUAAAAUUGUUCAUAGAGUAUUUUACUAUUCCCCUGCUAACAGGUGAAUAUCAAAUAUAAGGUCCUGACAGGAAACAUGCUGGAGAAUAUGGAAUGAUUCCGAUUGACUUAAAAAGGAAUUGAAUCUGACCCAGUGAGGAUGGAGAUGGUGGGAAUCCAGAAAAAUGGCUCCCUCCUUCCUAGCAGGUUUACAAUGAAUGAUGCAAUGCCUCUGGCCACGACCAGUUUGAAUUGAAAGGGCCAAACUGGAUUCCUUCCAUCAGAGCCAGUUCUGCUAUUGAUGCCGCUCAGGAUCACCUUCACAUUCAUUCUCACUGCAGCCACAAAAAAGUCAGUAAAUGACACGAGGAAUGCAGUUGUCCCAUAUAAUUUUAAGAUGAAAGACAGAUGAAGAGUGCAACGUGCACGUCACGCCCUCUGAGGCUGAGAUUGUCACAAUGAUCAAAGCCCCUGUGGAAAACAGCUCCAUGCAAAGGAGGACAUAGCAAGGCACUCAAGUUGGUUUGGCAACUAAUUAGGACCUCCACCACAAACAGCAUCGCAGAUCCUCCAGGCAGUCCUAGGGACUGUAUAAAAGCGUUCACGAUUCAAGGCUCUUCUAAUCACUUCUCCGGACUUCAUCUCCUCGGUGAACUCGGUUUACCUCCAUCCCAGAAAGAUGACUUGCUCCAGCCUGUGCUAUCCAGAAUGUGGGGUGGCCCGGCCAUGUCCGGUCACUGGUACCUGCAACGAGCCGUGCGUUAGGCAGUGCCAAGACUCCGAAGUGGUGAUCAGACCCUCACCAGUUGUCGUGACCAUUCCAGGACCCAUUCUCAGCAAUUUCCCUCAGCACAGUGCAGUGGGAGCUGUAGGAGCACCUGUGGUCGGACCCGGUUAUGGAGGCUCAUUCGGUUGGGGGGGCUAUGGAGGCCAUUAUGGAGGAUUGUAUGGUUUAGGGGGAUACGGCGGUUAUGGCGGCCAUUACGGUUAUGGGGGAUUAUGUGGUUAUGGGGGACACUGCGGUUACCUAGGCGGUUAUGGUUAUGGGGGAUUAUGUGGUUCUGGGGUAUCUUGCCAUAGGUACCUCAGUGGAAACUGUGGGCCAUGCUAAACCCAGCAGGAACAUCCACGGAAGAAGGAAGAACCAGGAAAUGAACAGCCAGAUUCAGAUUCACCCCUUACCUUUUGGGCAUGGUUUUCAGAAGUGCUUGGCAAACAGGGCUCCAGCUGAACUCAGUGGAAGCUGUGUGUGCUCAGCACCUUGGGCUGACAGCCAUGCUGCCUUUCUAAUGUUACGCUUUAUGACGCUUUCUGCCAAGGCUUUCCCACCCGUGUGCUGAUUCUCUUGUUGACCUGUGGACUCAUUCUGAAUUACACGCAGGCUGUUUACACUAACCCCGCUGUGUAAAGGAAACAGGGUCCUUAAGACAGAUACUGGUUACAUUUAUUAUUAGUUUCAGUCCCAUUAGAGGGGAAAAAGAGACCUUGGUGUCAAGGAGAAUUAAGCCCCACAUGUUCUAUCCUUUCCAUCAAGACGUAUCUUUAGCAGCUCACUUUGACCUUUUCUGAGGCCAACAUAUAGGGAGAAGUUGCCUAAUUCUCUGCUUUUAUUUUGUUUUGUCUCAUUUCCCAACCACUGGGGUAAAACAAGGACCUUAAAAUGGUUGUAAAGGGGACUUGUUUGUCAACCUCUGCAGCUGCACCAAUGCAAGCAGAACAUCUUGUCUGAAAUACACCCAUUGAGGCCUGCGAUCGGUCAUGGCCCUUCUUGAAACACUGGAAAUACAUUCUUUCUGCUCUGUAGUAUUACUUCCUGUAACUGUGC
Molecule: messenger RNA, 2016 nt
Organism: Mauremys mutica (yellowpond turtle)
Lineage: Eukaryota; Metazoa; Chordata; Testudines; Geoemydidae
Product: claw keratin-like
Exons: 2
Coding region: 871-1302 (143 amino acids)
Cellular component (GO): intermediate filament
Molecular function (GO): structural constituent of cytoskeleton
Source: RefSeq, a predicted model, not a curated record